AUGUCCUGCCAAAUUGCUUCUUUCGAUGUUGCCCUAACCCCGACUAUUGUGCCGGAGAAUCAGGCUGCUAGCCAGUCGGCCCCCUUUCAUCCUUCAACAAUAACACUGCCCAAGGGCUUUAGGAAAAGCGAGAAAAAUGCUGCCUUCCCGGUGGAAACUCUCUUUGAACGAGAUGUGGCCGUUCCUAUGAGGGAUGGCACCAAGCUUUACUGUGAUAUCUUUCGGCCCACGGGCAAAACCAAUGUAACGGCAAUCCUGGUAUGGAGCCCGUAUGGUAAAGGUGGCAAUGGGCCACAUGGACUCCACAUGAUUGAAGGUCGAUUUGGGGUCCCCGAGGAAAGAUUAAGUGGCUAUGAAAAGUUUGAAGGAUUGGACCCAGCUGACUGGGUGGGACAUGAUUAUGCAAUUGUCAACUUUGACCUGCGUGGCUGUUGGAAUUCGGAAGGCGAUAUCCCGUGGCUAGGAUCCCAAGAUGGCCGCGAUGGAUACGAUGCAAUUGAAUACGUGGCGCAGCUAGAAUGGUGCAAUGGAAAGGUGGCACUUGCUGGCAACAGUUGGCUUGCCAUGUCCCAAUGGUUCAUUGCUGCAGAACAGCCUCCUCAUCUGGCCGCCUUUGCACCAUGGGAGGGAGCCAGUGACUUUUACCGAGACACUCUCGCUCGUGGAGGUGUACCCUAUCCCUACCAACGGUUCUGGAAAAUCCUAGAGUCGUCCAUGGUUGGAAGGGGCAAGGUGGAGGCAAUUACCAAAAUGUUGACCCAGUAUCCACUCUUCAAUGGGUACUGGGAGGACAAAGUAGCGAAGUUAGAGCGGGUGACCGCACCAUGUUAUGUGCUCGCUAGCUACUCAACCUCACUCCAUACCAGUGGCUCCAUUGGGGGAUUUAACUCCUUGGGGUCCAAGGAGAAAUGGCUACGAGUGCAUCCCAAGCAGGAAUGGUCUGAUCUCUAUUCGGAUGCAAGUACGAAAGAUCUACGCAGAUUUUUGGAUUUCUACACCAAAGAUGUCGGGAACGGAUGGCCCUCAACCCCCCGAGUCCGAGUUUCGUUGCUGCCUUUCAAUGACAGCCCGGUUGAGAACAUCGCAUUCAAUUCCUAUCCCGUGCCGCAAACUCGAUAUACCAAGCUAUUUCUCACUGGUUCUGGAGAGCUCUGUCUUGACCCACCGGUGAAUUCAUCUCAAUUGUCAUACCGGUCCGACCUCGUGCCUACCAAACCUGAUCACAAUCCUGAGGAGCUUCUUUUUAGCUACAAGUUCCAGAAUCCGACCUGGUUAGUAGGUUACAGCAAAGCUGUCCUUCAUAUCUCGGCGGAAAUUGCGCAAGAUCUGGACGUCUUUGUGCAGUUGCGAAAGAUGAACAACGAAGGCGAAUUGUUGCAACACUUGAAUGUUCCGCUUGAUAAACUUGUGCCACCAAAUUCCAGUGCCGAGGAGGUUCCCAAUAGCUGCUUCCUCAAAUAUCUUGGACCUACGGGUGUUCUUCGAGCCACCCACGCCGGCACUCUCAUUCCAUCAUCAGAUCCCCACGCUUGGCCAAGGUAUACCCACGAUCAGAAGGAAAAAGCCGUCAAACCAAAUCAGAUAUAUCGGCUUGAAGUACCCAUUUGGCCGUCUGGAAUGACGUUCGAGGCCGGAGAGUCCCUCGUGCUCAAGGUAGCAGGCCAUUACAUGAGCAUGAUGGAAUUUGAGUUCUUGAACCACCAACAAGACAUUGAGAAUGUUGGUCGUCAUACCCUUCAUUUGGGCAAUGCAGAAGCUAGUUAUCUCAUCGCCCCAUUCGUAGAGCCGAUUUAG
Molecule: messenger RNA, 1794 nt
Organism: Aspergillus affinis
Lineage: Eukaryota; Fungi; Ascomycota; Eurotiomycetes; Eurotiales; Aspergillaceae
Product: alpha/beta-hydrolase
Exons: 5
Coding region: 1-1794 (597 amino acids)
Molecular function (GO): dipeptidyl-peptidase activity
Source: RefSeq, a predicted model, not a curated record